CUAUUUUGCUGCAGCGAAAUAAUCGAAACAAAAGUGUUGUGUUUUGUUGACAUUCUUGAAUUUAUUUUAAAAAGCAUUAAAAAUGGGGACACCGCGUCGCAACUAUAACUUCUCGCACCAGACACCAGGUCAAUAUCCCUCACAGUCAGCGGAGUACAUGUCUCACCAUGCCGGGGGUGGUAUACAAAAUCCAGGACAGCAGCAACAAAAUUUCGGAUUCUACGAAGAUAAGAGGGCAUACGGCGGAGGCAAUUACCGGGAAGCCCCUUCAUCCACACCACAUUUCUAUCAAAACAAAACACCUCACGAACAGCGCCAGGGACAAGGUGGCAGAUUCUUUGGUCGCGGCAAUCGAGGACGUUCGUAUCAGCAUCGUGGUGGCGGCGGCGGUGGUGGUCAGCACAGGGAUUCUGGUAACGCCUUCUCUCAGUACUAUCAUCCCUCAAUGCUUGAGGACCCUUGGCGGGAUCUGAUGGCACGCCACAAUGCAAUUCACAACAUUAAAGCACAAUCAGAGCAAAGUGAUUCUUAAGAUCUUCUUUAUACAAUUAAACAACAGUUUUACAAAUGCAAAUGGGCAAAGAUAAAGAGAAGGGGAAAAUAAUAAAAUCUAAACAUUU
Molecule: messenger RNA, 620 nt
Organism: Drosophila willistoni
Lineage: Eukaryota; Metazoa; Arthropoda; Insecta; Diptera; Drosophilidae
Exons: 1
Coding region: 83-532 (149 amino acids)
Source: RefSeq, a predicted model, not a curated record